Molecule: messenger RNA, 5891 nt
Organism: Saccostrea echinata
Lineage: Eukaryota; Metazoa; Mollusca; Bivalvia; Ostreida; Ostreidae
Product: sterile alpha motif domain-containing protein 9-like
Exons: 5
Coding region: 12-5588 (1858 amino acids)
Cellular component (GO): cytoplasm
Molecular function (GO): protein binding
Source: RefSeq, a predicted model, not a curated record
ACGGUUAAACCAUGGAUAAACCCGAUAGGAAAAGAAUACAGAAAAAUUGGAGUUAUCUAAAGGAAAACAUUGAUGUGGGGGGUACAGUCUUCCUUGAUAAGUUAUUUGAAUCCGUUUUUUCGCAAGAUGAUUUGGAAAGAGUUAAGGCUGAAUGUACAACUGGGGAUAAAGUUGAUAGGUGCUUGCGCAUUCUUUACACAAAGUCAGCUGGUUACAAUGAGUUUUGCCAGGCAUUAAAAGCCAGUCAGCAUGAUUUUGUACUGGAAACCCUUCAGAUGACAGUAAUUGACUUAAAGGAAAUAGAAGAAGAGGAACAGAAGAUACUCAGUACUUUAAAGGAGAUUCUACAUGAGUACUAUGAGCGAGCAGAUCACACCUGCUUUGUGAUGAAAGAAGUUAUUCAAGAUGACGUACAGUAUGAAUUCAGUCAGAAACAGCAGUUAUUUGAAGAGUCCUGGGACUAUAUAGAUAAAGCACUGAAGGAAGAGUUUCCUGAUUCACUUUUCAAACGGAAGAGAAGAAAAGAAAAGAUCUAUGGAAUAAAAAGGAAAACGGAUUAUACAAGUGAAGAAGACGAUUCUGUAACUGAUCGGGAAAAUGAAGACAGUCCUGCUAGGAAAAUGACUUCAAAAAAUCAGACAGGAAAUGAAAGUCAAGGAAAAAUGUCUACAGUCACAAAGCCAUUAAAGGAUAAAGACGUACAUGCCCUUUGCGCUAUUUUGAAAGCCAGGUUUCUAGAAAAAGGUAUCGAACAAUCAAUUUUAGAAAUCUUUGUGAAAGAGGACGUUAACGGGGAAGUGUUUUGUACACUUUCGAUGGAGGAUAUGCAUUAUCUGUUUCCAAAGGAACGCUUACCUAACUUUUCAUUUGGGCAAAGAAAACUCAUCUUGAACAUUCGUGAUGAAAUGGUACAGGCAGAAAAAAAUGGACUUCUAUUUCCUGAUAACAAUCCGGAAGAAGAACAAUCCGAUGUUAAAGAAAUUGGACCAGGUGCAGAAUAUUCAACAGAUUAUCCAGUUUCAGACAAAUUUCGCGAAACAUUUAGAAAAUUUGGUUUCGCUGCCAUCGAUAGGGAUAAAUAUCUUUUUGAUUCCAUCCUUACAUCAGAAAACCAAAUUACAAACAGUCUAUUGGAAACGGUGCAUAAUUUCAUGUAUGAAGAAAUGGAUGAAAAUUUGAUCCCAGACUGGAUAGCUAAAACAUCCAUUCCUUAUAUAGCUAGCUGUUUAAAUGAACGUGUGAAUGGUACGAUUCAUUUUGGAGUGAAGGUACUGCCCAAUGAAUGCACAUUGAAAGGAAAUAUAAUUGGACUAUUUGCCAACAAACAGAAGAUAAAACGGCGUCUAUUUGAAGCAAUACGGAAUGCCUUUUUUGACGAUGAUUUUGAAAUUGUGAGUCGAUGCGUACAACCACCUCAGUUUAUCCGCGUUGUUAAUUCAGAGAGUUCAGAUCUUGAGGGAUGUCAAUCAGGAAAACGAUUUAUUGUUGAAAUUGACAUUAUCCCUAGUUCUAGUCUCGUUGAAGAAAUUGCGUUCUUUGUGAAAAAUUUUCCAUCUUCAAAGGAAGGACCCAAAAGAUGUUUGUACAGAUUUCAAAAAGGAACAGCUAAUCCAAUGAUUCUGACAGGGGAACAAGAACACUCUUUUAUGAAUGCUAAGUCAAAAAUAAACCAGGAACGAAGGAAUCAAGAAGAAAAUAGAAUUCAGUCAACCGCAAAGACUACAGACCUGCGCCAACAAUUUCUGAAUUUAUUUUCGGCAGGAAAUGAAGUCUUACUGGAGGAAAUUUAUCCUAUUUUGUUUUUGAGUUCUUUGGAAAGUGAUUUGGGAGAGGAAUUUAUUGCAGAAAAUUUUGAAUUUCUGAAUGACAUUGAUCCCAGUGUUAUAUUUGAUUUUGACUCCUGUAGUGAAGGGAAGGGCAUGUUUCAUUUCGUUGAAGAUGACCAAGAGAAGAUUUUCAAAAUUCUCACAACGGAUACAUUUGAUAAGAAUAGUGAAGAAAACUUGGGUAAAGAUGCCUUAAACAAUGCCUUGGAAGACCUGAGAACAUCUGUCAUCAAACCAUGGGUAUUCUGCAAUGGUUAUCAACCUAUUAGAAAAGAUCCCCUGAAGAAAUUAGCCUGGAAACAAAGCAGGAGCAAUGGAUUUAAAGAGGCUAUCCGGUUUUUCUAUGGGGAAAUACCAGUAGACCGUGCUAUAAUUGUAUUCUUACUCUUCUCAAAAAACUACGACAUUAUGCUGGAUGCUGCAGAUGAAGUUUUAUCUAAAUUCCCAGAUCAGUGGAUUCUUCUUGCUACAAAUGAAUCUAUUGCAAAUCACUGGAAACAAAAUUUAUUGGACAGAGAAAGUGUAGACAAGAAGACUUUAGACAAAAGAUGCAUAAUAGGGAUGCCAUGGAAACAUGUCAACGAAAUGAUCAAAAAAGUCAUGGGGACAAAAGCAACAUCUAUUAGUGAAAUUCCGACGUCAAAUGGCGCUUUCUGUCGCUUGAAAGAAAAAACAAGGAACGAACUGUUUGAUCUUGAUAUUUUGAGUGCCAAUGAGUGUGAUAAUGAUCUCAACAUCGCAAAAGAUAAUAUAGAACAACAUAGGAAGAACGUUGAAGAAGCCUUUUUUAGAGGAGGUCUUGUGCAGUGGUGGAACCUUUGGUUUGAAGAAGAUCAUGUGUUAAAACGCCAUAUGCACAAACGCCUAGUGGAUGAAAUUCGCAACGUCUGUGAAGGAUAUGAAAUAGAUGACGACAGCAAAGUUGGUAUUGUUCGCUUAGUUCAUCAACCAGGUGCUGGUGGCACUACUUCUGCUAAACAAGUUUUAUGGGAACUUAGGAAAAAGUAUCGAUGUGCGGUAGCUCGUCGAAUUACGGAGCAAACAUGUGACCAAAUCGAAAAGUUUAGAUACUAUGAAGAAUCAGAAAACCCUAAACCACCAAUCAUUCUCAUAGACAACGAAGACGAGGAAAAAUUGACAAAUCUUUUUGCUCGAUUAGAAAAUAGGGCACGGAUCCUCUCCAGAAGAAGUGAAGCACCAUGUAAGGUGUACUGUGUUUUUUUACUUUGUUUUCGACGUGCAAAUCUUCCAAGGAAUUCACUUGAUCAUACAUUUCAGUUACGUCAUGAGCUAAAUCAACAAGAACAAAAGUGGUUUCAACGCAAAAACGAUCAUCUUCAAGAGCAGUAUAAGACUAAAGGUGGUGUUAACCCAAUGUUACUUAUAUCAUUCAACAUGCUGAAAGAAAAUUUUAACAAAGAUUACAUAAAGAGAGCUGUGCAAGAAUUUGUGAAUGAUAUAAAAAACGAGCAAGAACAAGCUUUGCUUUGUCAUCUUUCUCUGAUGAAUACAUUUGACUUAGAUUUUCAGUCUGUGCCAAUCAGUGCUUUCGAUCCACUGAUGACAAACUUCAAAAACAUUAAAUAUAUAGCCUUUGGUUCGGUUACACAACAGAGACGAGGAUUUCGAGAAACAUCUUGGGAAGUCAAUCUCAAUUCUUCAUUGUUGGUGCUUGUAAAUAGAAGUGCAAGGGUGGAUUGUAGCAGUCAGCUAAAAGGGUUUUGCAUCAUUAACCAAUUGUUUGCAAGCGAAAUAUUUACCUACAUUUCAUCGAAGAAACACAUGACAACAAGUGAAAUGAUGAUGCAAUUCCUAGGUUCUACAGUUUUUAAAUCGUACAACAGGUCAUAUGAAGCUCUUAAAAAGAUCACUAAAGAUAUCAUGAAGAAGCGUGAACUGUUGUCUACGGGAAGGAAAGAGUAUUUUUCACCACUUAUCAUGGAGGUGAUAAAUAAAGAGAGUGUUGAUAAUGCUGCAAAAAUUUUAGAAAUGGGAUUUGAAAUGUUUAACGAUGCUAUGAUUGCGCAGCAGAUUGCUCGAUUGUACAUGUAUGCUAAAAACUGGGAUAAAGCUGAAAAUUUUGCGAAAAUUGCAACACAGAUGAAACCAGAAAAUUCAUAUUUGUGGGAUACAUAUGGUCAGGUAUUUAAACGUCAGUUAACAGACAUGUACUUAGAAACGUCAAAGGAAUCGUCAGAAUUGCAAGAGAAGGAUGCGGUUGAGGCCAUUAAGCUUGGAUUUAAGGCAAUACAGAAGUUUAAUCAAGAACAAGAAAAGAGUGAAAAAGAACAUGGCGUUAAAUUCAAUGACGCUGGGUACUUCGCGGAGAUGCGGACAGUACUUAUCCUACUUGAAAUUCUGCAUUUUUGUCCUGGAACCAAUGUCCCACGUAACCUUAAAAGAUUUCUGAAUGAUAGUCAUUAUAUACCAACAUUCUGUAAGAAUUUAUCAGAAGAAGCAAUACAGAGAAUAAAGAGUUUUCAAUUUCGAACAAACACGGUAAUGAGAAUAAUUGAAGAGCAAAGUUCGCAAUUGAAGAGUGAUAUUAUGAACAAUGCAACUGUUUGCAAACCAGAUUUCACACAACGAAAUUCUUUAGCGUACUUGCGAGAAAAUUUAGAUAACUACUUUGGAGAGAAUUCUGAUAAUAUUCCUUCGUCACUGAAUGAGCAAGAUAGGGCGGAAUUUAUCCGUCGUAGAGUUCGAAGACUUGUCGGAAACACCUUGACAACAGUAUUAAGAUUAAAAUCAAAAGAAGAUGGACAAUCAAUACUCAAAAAUGUUGAAGCUUUGCUGUUUCAAAACUGUAAAUCAGCAUACUGCACAGUAACUGAUAUAAUACAGUUGGUAAGUGUUUCUAUCGUAAGGAAUCUAUACAAGGAAAACGCAGAUGAUGAAUAUAGAGGGUUAUUACAGUGGAGUAAACGGGCCUUAGAAAUGACAGGAAAAUCUGAAGAGAGACCUUCUUUAGAGAUAUACAUGUUUCUUGUUUUGUUGCACUGGCCAACAGUCCGAAGAUACGAAAAAUUUGCAGACGAUCUGUGUACAGUUAAGCAGCUUCAAGACGUCAUCAAAAAAUGGAAAAGUAUCUUUUUUCAGAUUUAUCCAAGACAGCGUGAAGACGCUUUCUUGCACCGAGGAGACACUACAUUUUUCUUCCUUGGACGUGGAUCAGCGUUUAGCGAGAUAGUUUACUAUGAAGAUCUGCAUGAAAAAGGCGAUUCUAGAUAUUUUCGUGGAGAUUCAGUUUGGCGGAAACAAAAUGUUAGAGAUCGACUUCAAAGGGUGCAGGGAAUUUUGAAACCACAGGGUUUGGAAGUUUUAAUCGAUAUUAAGAGUCCACGAGGAAAUAUUGAAACACUAGUGAUAACAACCUCUCUUCCGGUUGCUCAGAGACAUCUUUGGAAUAAGAAAGUUUAUUUCUAUGUAGGAUUCAGUUGGUCUGGCCCAAAAGCGUUCGAUGUUUCUCUGGAAGAGACUCCUUCCUUGGAAACACCAAGGCCUAUUAUGUCUACAGGUGGAUCUUCAGUCAAGGUUAACAGUGGACUUCAAAAAUAUCGUGAUGUUAGCAAUCAUGAAGACUACCAGAAAAAAAUGAAAGAAUUCAAACAUCUUCUCAAGAAAAUUGAACAGCUAAAGAAAAUGAAAAGCCUAACGGAAAGAGAGAGAGAGUUGGUAAUGAGAGAGGGCAAAAUAAUCAGCGAAAGAGAAGAUUUAAUGAAAAGAAGAGAGGAGUUUCUGUCAGGGGCAUUUUUUACGUAGUAUAUCACGGACAUACGUUUCCUGGGGGUUAUUCAAGAAUACUUUUUCAUGUACUUCUUGCGCCAGACACAACUACUAAAUAAUAUUGAAUCAUCUAUAUCUUUUAACGUAUGACCUUAAGAUGUUAUUCAAUGAAAAGAUAUUUGAAUUCUUGCUGUUGAAUUUCAGUAUGAUGUACAAUUUGAACGUAAUUACUGCUUUAUAAUUAUUCGUAAUUUCUGAUUUUGAGAAUUUUAAGACUAUCAACGAGUGUAUGUUUUGGAAAUAUGCUAAUUAUCUAAUCAUAUUACCGUAAAAUGUAAA